Molecule: messenger RNA, 2991 nt
Organism: Theileria parva strain Muguga
Lineage: Eukaryota; Apicomplexa; Aconoidasida; Piroplasmida; Theileriidae
Exons: 1
Coding region: 1-2991 (996 amino acids)
Source: RefSeq, a predicted model, not a curated record
AUGGGAUAUUUGGAACAAUGUUGUGAAGAAAUCGAGAGUAAGAGGAUAUUUCCCUCAAAAAACUUUGGAUACAAUGGAAAUAACACAGUUUGCAUAUCUUUGGGAUCGGUUAUAUUCCUUUCAAAAUCACUUAAAGGGCAUCCUUCCGGGACCGAGCCGAAUUUGAAAACUUGUAAAAUAACUCUCAAAUGCGGCAUAUAUAAAAAUGGAUAUAAGGUUAGUGAUAUUGUAACAAUAGAGCUGGAUAGGGGUAAAUUUAGGAAUAUUUACCUCAAAAAGAGAGUCAACACCAACCUUAACUUUAAUUGUAGGCAUAAAUGUAAAUUAACGGUGUUGAAAAAAAUAUAUUUUAAGGUGAUUAAGUUGAAAAAAAUAAGAUUCAAAAGUGUUGGAAACGGGCUAAAAUUAGCUUUUCCCCUGGUAAUUAACAUUAAUUCCUUCCUCAUUUUCAAGGUCAGGAAUUUGAAAAAAUGUAUCAAGAAUAAUAUUAAUUUGUACUUUUUUAUUGAUUUAUACGUUGACAACUGCUUUAUUUCCAAUAAUUAUCACAUUAUAAAGUUUAACAAUUAUAAUGAUUUGGUAUUACUGUCUACUGGUGAAUACAGUAGCUCCUGCCCUCAUGCCGUUAGUGAGAAACAACUUGAAAACACUAGUGAUGAAAAUUUACAGCUAAAAAUCGCUCCAGUGACUUCAGACUAUGACACUUCUAAUGAAGAAUUGGACAGAGAGGUUUGCUGUUGUUCGGAUGGUAGAAUAUGUCAUAACCAUGUGGAUAAUAUUUGUGAUAGUAUAAGAGAAAUAAUGAAUAUGGAAAGGCUAGACAAUAUUGGAAAAUCAGGAAUAUUCAACUAUUUACAAAUUUUGUACUAUAUUAACAGUGUUCCCAGUUGUGUUUCCUCCUCUUUAGUGUCAUUGGUCACAUUUGCAGUGGUGGUAAAUGUGCAUAAUUUUAGAAGGCAAAGUUUAAAUAUUUUAUAUCAGAGACUUAGGAUUAGAUUCAAGUAUAUUCCCAAGUUUCACUUGGUUAAAUUCAAUAAGCAGCAAGUUCUACACCACCAACUUUUACUCUCAAAUAAUCACUCGCCUAAUGCUAAUAAUCACUCACCUAAUGCUAAUAAUCACUCACCUAGUACCAGUAAUCCCAAAUAUGUUGGAAAGAGUUUGUGUCCACUGGGAUCCUCAGUAAUGUACAGACAUAGUGAAAUAUUAUCAUUGGAAAGAAAGAAUUUGUUUUUUAUUAAAAUUCCAAAAGAUUUUAAAAUCUUACAGUUACUAUACAAUUCAUCACUAUUAUCUGUUACCUGUGGUAACAGGGUUGGUAAUACAGAAUUGGACAAAGCGGAAAAAAUAAAUAUAUUAAACGAGUACUAUAGCUAUGAAGAUAUUAGUGAGUUGGUAUACAAAUAUUAUAAUCAGUUGAUAAAAAGUGGAAAUUCCGUAUGCUUAAUGCUGAGAUUUACCAAUUAUAGUGACAAAAAUCAAUAUGACAAAUUAGUGUCAUAUUUAACUGAAAUGUCACUGGAAAAUGAAUCCGAAACAUCAAAAUCUACUGGAAAACUUAGUUUGAAUGUGUUGUUAGAACUUUUGUCACCAGAUUUUGUUGGACUGGAUGAUGAGAUUAGAUUUUUGUUGCUCAAAAUAUUGGUCAAGAAUUUGACAUUCAAGAGGUUAAAAAUAUUUUUCAGACAGUUUGUACUAUAUUUAAGGUAUGAUAUGGACGAUUUGCUGUUUAAUAAGAUUGUAAAAUUAGUUUAUGGAAAUAAACAACUUUCAGUUAAAUUUUACUACUCACUCUCGUCCAAUUUGGCUGUUUUAAAGUAUAAAGAUUACUUUAUAAGGUAUAAUAAUUUACUUUGUCCCGAGGUUUCCACCCUGAUAAACCUGAAUAAUAAAUUUCUGAUGUUGUUUACAAACAUUAUCAAUUCAAUUAAUGACACGAGACGCAGGUGUGAUUACAGGAAUUAUUAUCUUAAACUACUUCUCUCAAAAGUGUCCGACGACAACUGUAGAAUAUCAGAUAAUAAACUGCACUUUAAAAGGUUUGUUCCACUAAUCACUGAUACUAACUUACUCAUUACCUCAAUUGAUCUAACCCGCACCUUCAUUUACAAAUCCGCCAACUAUCCACUCAUCCUCUAUUCCAACACCGUCAACAAUAAUAAUACAGUUAACAAUAAUAAUACAGUUAACAAUAAUAAUACAGUUAACAAUAAUAAUACAGUUAACAAUAAUAAUACAGUUAACAAUAAUAAUACAGUUAACAGUGGUGAUACAAUUAACAGUGGUGACACAGUUGACACUGAUGACUCUGGUGAUAGAAUGGUAAGAGUAAUGUUGAAGUGUAGUGAUGUGAGUAAGGAUGAGUUGUAUGUGGAGUUGUUGAAAGUGGUGAAAUUGAUAUUAGCAAAGUACAAAAUAGACAAUAACUACAUUGUAACAUAUAAUUUAACGGCUAUUUUUAGUAAUUUGGGCUAUAUUCAGCUUUUAAAUUCUGGUUACACAGUGUCAAACCUAAAGUUAGACGAAAAAUUGAGUAAAAGUUUGGAAAAUAGCUUUAUAGUAAUGAGCAUAAUGAAUUAUUUGUUUGAAAUAGGUGAUCGCAACUAUGAGAAUAUAAUAGUUACUGAUGAAGGAUAUUUGGUCAAUGUUGACUGUAACUACAUGUUCAGACGUAAUAAACUGUUAACACUUUUGAUAAAUCACUUGAAUAUCUCUGACAAACAGUGUGAAUUUGUGACUAGAGAGUUUAGGAACAAGUUUAAGCUAAUAUUCAAGGCAUUGAGGAAAGAAUACAAGUUAAUAGUAAACUUGUUGUAUGCUUCAAAUAUUGACAUAGCACAUGUGUUAAUGGUUGAGGAACGGUUUUUGUUAUCAUACAGUGGAGAUGUUCUGGAUGAUAAGAUCGAGGAGGUAAUACAAUUUUCACAAAACUCACAUCAGUACACUUUGAUAUUCAAUUACUGGUACAAGUUUACUAACCUCUUUAAGUAA